Molecule: messenger RNA, 306 nt
Organism: Thermothelomyces thermophilus ATCC 42464
Lineage: Eukaryota; Fungi; Ascomycota; Sordariomycetes; Sordariales; Chaetomiaceae
Exons: 1
Source: RefSeq, a predicted model, not a curated record
UACCGCUAUUUUGUCAGGGUAUAUAUCGACGAUAUCAUUAUCUUUAGUAAAAUAGAGGAAGAAUAUCUCGAACACCUAUAUACUAUUUACAAAAUCCUUAAUAAGGCCUAUAUCUAUAUUAACGUAACUAAAUCCUUUAUAGGUUAUCUAGCUAUGAGACUCCUUAGGUACAUUAUAAAUGGUAAAGGUAUUACUAAAACUAACGACUAUAUUGCUACCUUUAAGAAGUUAAAAUUCCUAGAUACGCUUGACAGCUUAGAGCAUUACCUUAGAAUGGCUAGAUGGCUUAGGAAAGGCAUUCCGUAG